Acaulospora colombiana is the source of this 330-nucleotide messenger RNA. The record is from the annotation of a GenBank genome assembly. NCBI's taxonomy places the organism in Eukaryota, Fungi, Glomeromycota, Glomeromycetes, Diversisporales, Acaulosporaceae.
AUCACGGUACAGCACGAUAUUUCUACAGUUUUGGAGGACGUGCGAGAUGGGGUCGUUGACUCUGGUUGGGAAGACGUUUGGGUUUCGUGUUACAAAGAGGGACACACAAGUGUUCAUGGCAAACUCCGCAUAUCCAAAUCCGCAGGAGGGGUAACGUUCGAUGUGCGCGAAGGGAUUGAAUGGUCGGGAUCCUCAGCGGCCGAAUUUAAAGUUGCCUGUUCGUCCCUUGACAUAAAGCCAACCCUUGUCCGUCUGCCGAAGCAAACAUAUGGUCCACCUAAUUCACAAAAGGUGAGUUUUCCGACCCAUUACGGUAUCACCUCGGGUUGA